This is a messenger RNA of Cynara cardunculus var. scolymus (artichoke), 1455 nucleotides long. RefSeq lists its product as uncharacterized. The transcript is spliced from 3 exons. NCBI's taxonomy places the organism in Eukaryota, Viridiplantae, Streptophyta, Magnoliopsida, Asterales, Asteraceae. The record is from RefSeq and is a predicted model, not a curated record. Bases 63 to 1016 code for a protein of 317 amino acids.
GGCGUUGGUGGGUUUAACAAUGUGACUACGGCGAACCAAAAGUCACAGUUCGCAAGAAAAAAAUGGCGCCACGCUUCCCUCUGCUGCCAUCCCUCUACAAAAUCACCCAAACCUAUUUCCGAACUCCAAACCCAUAUUUCAGAUUACCAAAUGCCCUACCCGAUUCCCUCUUUGUCGUCGGCUCAAGAACCCCAACAAGUGGGUCGCCCUUCUCGUUUGCACAAGCAUCUCGAUCAUAUGCUAGAGGUAGACAACCUCAUUAUGAUCUGUUUGGCAAUGGAAAGCCUGGAGACAAGAAAUUCCGAGAAGCAUGGGGAAAAGAGAUCGAUGAAGAUGAUUGUCUGUGGACAGGAAGCGAAGAUGAAAGCGAUACAGAAAAGCGUAAAAAACAUCUUGAUGAAGAGAUCAAGAAAGUGAAACAACAAGCAAAGGAUCACUCAGAUCUUAUUGAUGGUGAUGAUAGUGAUGAGUUAAGGAGUGUAUGGUCUGGCAGUGAUGAAGAGAAAACACUCUGGACUGGUAGUGAAGGUGAUGAUGAUGACGACAUUCCUACAGACCCCUAUCCUAAUGAGAAAAGUGAUGCAUAUCUUGAUAAAUUAUUCGAAUUUGAGGAAAAACCGAAAUAUAGGACCCUCUCGGAGCUAUUAAAAUCUGAGGAGGAACCAGAAGAAUUAUCCCCGGGAAAGCAAGCUAGAAAACUUGCAGUUGAGAAUGCUUUGAAAAAACUAAAGAAGGGACCCGAUGGGCGUUACACAAAUGUGUGGGAGGUGAUGAGUGAUUUGGAUAUUCUUAUAGGGGCGUUUGAAAAUAUUGUUUCUGGACCUGAAUAUGAAGAGCUUCGAAAGGGAGGACCAAAGAAGCUGAACAUGGAGUUCUUUAAGGACAUUCAAGCACGAAUGAGAGACCCUAAUUAUAAGUUCUCACCUGAGUUGAAGCUGAAACCUAAGAGCAGAGUGGUACCCAGAAAGAAAUGGCAAAAGGCACAGUCCAGACGUAGGAAAGCACAGAAGCGUUAAGGUCAUGAAAUCUAUAUUUCACCGGUAUUCUGUGCUUCAAUUACCUGAGCAAAGACUCUGACACAGUGGGAUAGCCGUGGGGAAUUAAGGGUGCGACUUGAAUCUAAUACUAGGACCGGAGAUGUGAUGGCCAAUACUAACGGUCCUAAUCUUUAAGUGUUUGACUUAGAGUUCGACUUAAGGACCGAGGACUGAUUAAAGUCCGGAUCCAGACCAGAACCGGUUAAAUUUUGACCAGUUGUAACUGGUUGGUCCCCAUAAGACAAUUUUUUUUUUUGUUAUAGACCGGUUAAAGGAGUGGUCAGUUCCUACCAAACCAUUUUGACAUCCUUAAAAUGUAUAAAUCGGUUGUUGCUGUUGAGAGUGUUUGUAAACAAGUUUCUACAAGUGCCCUCAGAGUGUGAUGAUUCGCAAUUUCGACCUAAUUUUGUGUUCUUUC